Chlorella variabilis is the source of this 888-nucleotide messenger RNA. RefSeq lists its product as hypothetical. Gene Ontology annotation, biological process: negative regulation of DNA-templated transcription. The coding region runs from base 1 to 888 and encodes 295 amino acids. The transcript has 6 exons. The record is from RefSeq and is a predicted model, not a curated record. NCBI's taxonomy places the organism in Eukaryota, Viridiplantae, Chlorophyta, Trebouxiophyceae, Chlorellales, Chlorellaceae. Gene Ontology annotation, molecular function: transcription corepressor activity.
AUGGCGACAGAGGACGAUUUCUUGGCGGAGCUGUUGUUUGACGACGAUGAUGAUGUUGAGGGCGAGGCUCCAAUGGCGACCCUGGCCACUGACCAGACCCCGCUGCCUCUCCCUGCCGCCGGCCUGGCCCAGCCGCCGCCGCACUCGGCGCCGCCUGCGCACCCGCACACCCUUGCUGGCGACUCCGCGGUUCUGGCUCUGGCAGCCAGCCACCCGCACGACGUCUUCCGGCUGGCGCUCUUUGUGCGCCGCACGCUAGGCCUGCAGCCAGGGCAGACAACUAGCCUGCGGCAGAUGCUGAGCACGCCGCACCUGGCAGGGCAGGAAGUGCGCGUGCAGGCCCACGGCGGCGGCGUGCUGGGACGCGGGCAGCUGGACGCGCUUGGCAGGGUGGCCUGCGCCUGCGCCCAGUGCGGCGGCGCCCGCAGCUUUGCGCUGGCAUUCUUUGCCGCGCACUGCGGCAGCGCCGCCCUCAGCCCGGCAGAGGCGGUGGUGGUCCUGGAAGCCAACAGCCUCAGCCUGGCGGCGCUGCUGGAGCUGAUCAACAGCCCGCACCUUGCCGCUGCCGCCGCCGUCGCCGAGUGCCAGCAGUGCGGCGAGGGCGGGGAGCUGGUGUGCUGCGACGGCUGCACCGCUGCCUAUCACGAGCAGUGCGCUGGGCUGGAAGCAGUGCCCGAGACCGACUGGUUCUGCCCAAUGUGUGUGGCAGAGGCGCAGGCACGCAGCGGGGUGCCCGUGGCAGCAGGCCGCGCCCAGCCGCUGGCGGUCGCUGCACCGCUGCAGCCGCCGCCACUGCAGCCUGUCGGCAAAGACCGCAUCGCCAGCACCAGCACCACCAGCACCAGCACCAGCAGCAGGAGGGGGCGCCCUGAAGCGCCCGAGGCUUGA